UGGAGGUGGCGCAGCCUCUGGGCCUUAACCUGGUAAGCGCCUGCCAGAGAGUCUCAGCUACCUAAGCCACCUAGUUUCCCCAUCCCUCUGUUGUCGGAGCCGAGGCCCCGCCUCUGCGGAGUCGCCCCAGGGUUAUAUUGGGCUGGGAGGAAGGUGGAGGUCAGACUUAGCUGCAGCCGGCUAGCGCGGAGAUGCUGCUCGAGAGGCGGAAGACUGGAAGGCAGCUGCUUAAGCCACAGCCUCAGGGACUCGGCUCCUCGAGCGCUCAAGGCUGAAGACACCGGACUUUCCCCCAAGGGUGGCGCGCACAACAGCCUGCACCAUUUCCGUGCCCGAAGUCUCCUGCAGAGGACCUGGAAAGUCCAUUGAAGAAACCCUCCUGAUCUCUUGGAACCAGAGCAGAUGCGUACGUUUCUUCCAGCAGGAAAUCUCAAGGCCCUGGUGUCUGGAAACGAGAGGUUGAAACCGCACCCCGGCACACAUUCACCCCGAAUUCUCUUAUCCUGGAACUGAAGACAGCGCCCACCCAACUCCUUCCUCUCUGCCGCUCUUAGUGCACCCAAUAAGCACAACCCCUCCAAAGAAAAAUUCCAGCGGAAGAGGACUCUCCUAUGGUAAAGUGACUGUCUCUCGCCAAGAGGGGGGAGCGCUCUCGUUAGAGGAAGUCAAGGACUCCGGGCGCCGAAAUCACCACCACUGCCUUUUUGCACCAGCUUCCCAAGACCACUCAGAGAAAAAGGGUAGGGUGCUGGGCAGGGACGGGGUGCGCGGGCAUGAAGCUGGAGGUGUUCGGCCCCCCCGAGGCCCACGGGGACAAGCCGGGUAGUGACCUGGAGGGCGCAGGCGGUAGCGACGCACCCUCUCCGCUGUCGGCAGCCGGCGAUGACUCGCUGGGUUCGGACGGGGAGUGUGUGGCCAACAGCCCAGCUGCGGGAGGCAACAAACGGAAGGCGAGAGGAGAACCUGCGGCCGAGGAGGAGGGCUCGGCAGCUGCGACGUCUGGGGUCGUGGAGGCGGGAGCUUCGGGGCCCGUGACGGAGAGCGCAGCGGUCGGUGAGGGCGGGCGCAGCAAGCCGUACACUCGGCGGCCCAAGCCCCCGUACUCGUACAUCGCGCUCAUCGCCAUGGCCAUCCGUGACUCCGCGGGCGGGCGCCUGACGCUGGCCGAGAUCAAUGAGUACCUCAUGGGCAAGUUCCCCUUCUUCCGCGGCAGCUACACAGGCUGGCGCAACUCCGUGCGCCACAAUCUGUCGCUCAACGACUGCUUCGUCAAAGUGUUGCGCGACCCCUCGCGGCCUUGGGGCAAGGACAACUACUGGAUGCUCAACCCCAACAGCGAGUAUACCUUCGCCGACGGGGUCUUUCGCCGCCGCCGCAAGCGCCUCGGCCACCGGGCGGCGGCCCUGGCACCAGGUCUAGGGCGGGAGGAGGCUGUUGCCUCGCCUCUGGCUCCCGCCGCCCUGGGCUCUCCCCAAGCUAGGUCCCCCACCCUUCAGGAGGGGCACGCCAGCCCCGUGGGCAAAUUCUCCAGCUCCUUUGCCAUAGAUAGCAUCCUCAGCAAGCCUUUCCGCAGCCGUCGAGACGGAGACUCGGCCCCUGGAGUGCGGCUGCCGUGGGUCGCCACGCUCUGCCCUCCGAUGCCCGCAUAUCCCGCAGUCCACCCCAGCGCGUCAGGCGGGGCAGUACUGCCUCUCUGCGGCUGUGGUGUGGCGGAGCCAGCGUCUUAUCUCCUGCUUGCGCCCGUCGCCUCGACCCCUGCCAAGCCUUUCUCGGCGACCGGCUGCGACGCGCACCUGUACUGCCCCCUGAGGCUGCCCGCAGCCCUGUAGUCAGCCUCCGCCGGGGGCCGGGGCCCGGGGCCGCACCCGCCCUGCCCUAUGGAGACGCUCCUGGCCUGAGCAGCGCGUCUGAGCCCCACCGGGGUUCCCGCCAUCGAGGACGUUAUUGCAGGUUCAGGGCUUUGCACUUUCUCUCCACAGAAAAAGAAACUUUAAAAGAAAACGCUCCAUCAAACAUGCCUUAAAGCUAAAGAUUUUUGACAUAAGUGCUUUAACUUAGUCCAGAAUAUUUCCUUCCUCUUUUGUAACUUGACAGAAGACCAAAGCAAAUUUUCAGAACUGUUAGCAUUUCUUUACCAAGCCUGUACCCUAUCUCCCUCCCACCCUUCACAGACUUUUCCUCUAUUCUUACUGCCCAGGCACCCCUUCACCUCUACUAUUUUUGUCGCACUUUCCAUGGAUUUGUUACUAACAAAAAACGAGAAAGAAGCACAUCAGGGAACUAUUCCAUAUGAUAAAUGAUAUGACUACUGUUUGGGGUUUGUUUAUUGGGCCCCUGUUCCAUGAGUACGUAUGUGUAAUUUACAGGUAUGACUGAAUGUGAGAGAGGUGUCACAGAAUCUUAAGUCAUUUCCCUGCUAUUGACCAAUGCUUCACUGUGCCAAAAUAUUUUAUAUAUUUGGGUUUUGUAAUUAAAUUAUUUAUAUUUUUUGAAAUCUGAAUUGAAAAUGUUGCAGGCAAUGGGCUACAGCUUUAUUAAUGGCUUGGUGAUCUCUAACUGUGGCCUCCUUGGGCCAAGCAAUUCCUUUAAAGGAAAAGUUAACAUUAUGUAGGUGGGGUGCCAGGGCCACUGCCAUGUGAAAGCAAGUGUGAUUUUUAUUUUUAAUAUUAUUUUAUUUGUAUCUAUGUACAUAGUCAUGUAUGAAUUUUAUGAAACCCAGGUAUAAUGCUUAUUUUUAAAUAAAACUCGCAACUGACUUUUAAUGCUUUGUAGUAACAGGAGGUGGUGAGUUUUUAACCACCACUCCCCAAAAAUCUGUUCAGGUUUGAUUCUCUAGAAACUUCCAUGUGGGCCAUAAUAUUUUCCUGAAUGACUCAUUAAUGGUAGAGGAAUUCUGCAAGUUUCCUUACCU
Molecule: messenger RNA, 2911 nt
Organism: Artibeus jamaicensis (Jamaican fruit-eating bat)
Lineage: Eukaryota; Metazoa; Chordata; Mammalia; Chiroptera; Phyllostomidae
Gene: FOXQ1
Product: forkhead box Q1
Exons: 1
Coding region: 774-1829 (351 amino acids)
Biological process (GO): regulation of transcription by RNA polymerase II; cell differentiation; anatomical structure morphogenesis
Molecular function (GO): RNA polymerase II cis-regulatory region sequence-specific DNA binding; DNA-binding transcription factor activity, RNA polymerase II-specific
Source: RefSeq, a predicted model, not a curated record